Molecule: messenger RNA, 861 nt
Organism: Centrocercus urophasianus (Greater sage-grouse)
Lineage: Eukaryota; Metazoa; Chordata; Aves; Galliformes; Phasianidae
Gene: CSF3
Product: colony stimulating factor 3
Exons: 5
Coding region: 239-844 (201 amino acids)
Biological process (GO): immune response; positive regulation of cell population proliferation; positive regulation of myeloid cell differentiation
Cellular component (GO): extracellular region
Molecular function (GO): growth factor activity; cytokine activity
Source: RefSeq, a predicted model, not a curated record
UGCUUCGGUGGCACCGCAGCGCCAGGAAAGCCCCACAGCAGCGCAGCACAGGAGCACCCAGCGCCCGGGAUUUGCAUGCUGGUGAUUAAGACAAUGAGGCAAUCAGCACUGUUGCCACAUCAGUGUGAAUCCCCACAGCCCUCUAUAAAAUGCCCCGAUCGAUGAGGGCGCGCAGAGCGGGGCAGGGCGCUGUGCCGGGCCGGGCUGUGCUGCAGGAGGAGACACAGAGCCAGACACCAUGUGCUGCCUCACCCAUGUGCUGGCGCUGGCGCUGGUGCUGGGCGCUUCGUGGCAGGCGCUGCAUGGAGCUCCGCUGGCCGAGCUCUCGGGGGACCACGACUUCCAGCUCUUCCUGCACAAGAACCUGGAGUUCACCCGCAAGAUCAGGGGGGACGUGGCUGCACUGCAGCGCGCGGUGUGUGACACCUUCCAGCUGUGCACGGAGGAAGAGCUGCAGCUGGUGCAGCCGGAGCCUCCCCUCACGCAGGCACCGCUGGAUCAGUGCCACAAGCGCGGCUUCCAGGCGGAGGCGUGCUUCAGCCAGAUCCGCGCCGGGCUGCACGCGUACCAGGGCUCGCUGGGAGCCGUCCUGCAGCUGCUGCCCGAACACACGGCGCUGGUGGAGACGCUGCAGUUGGACGCCGCCAACCUCUCCACCAACAUCCAGCAGCAGAUGGAGGACCUGGGCCUGGACACGGUGACGCUCCCGGCCGAGCACCGCAGCCCCCCGCCCGCUUUCUCCACCGACUUCCAGCGGCAGGUCGGAGGAUUCUUCAUCCUGGCCAACUUCCAGCGCUUCCUGGAGACGGCGUACCGAGCGCUGCGGCACCUCGCCCGCCUCUGACGCCCGCCGCUGCCCCA